Molecule: messenger RNA, 2038 nt
Organism: Atta colombica
Lineage: Eukaryota; Metazoa; Arthropoda; Insecta; Hymenoptera; Formicidae
Gene: angel
Product: protein angel
Exons: 6
Coding region: 317-1972 (551 amino acids)
Molecular function (GO): 3'-5'-RNA exonuclease activity
Source: RefSeq, a predicted model, not a curated record
AUACUAUAUACGUGCAAUGGAGAACUAAACUCGCUUCAUCAGGGUCAACGAUUGAUUUGGAACGAGACUGCACUGAUCUGGUCCCGCGACUCUUCCUUGGCUCGAUUUCCUUGGCAGAUCGUGUCUUUUCUACAACGGAAUCGAGAACGAGCGGGAGAUCAGGCCUUGCGGCCUUGUACCUGAGGAAUCACGCAUUUUACGUCGCGCGGUAUGUACACAUCGAAGCAGUGCCCACGCUAACGGUGCCAGAUCUCGACAAUCCCGACGCGUGUUAUGAUAGGAGCGUGAAAAAAAAAAUCAAAAUCCGCGCUGAUAAAUGAGCGUAUCCCCGAGGCUGCUGCUGACGAGCACCGCUUCUCUGCUAAACAUAGCAUGUAACGCGCGGACGGCAACGUUUCUGCAAUCGCGAAAGAUCUUUUGUACACUGGAGCCAACUUGGCAACAAUUACUCUUAGAAAAUUUGUGUAAGAGUCCCAUCUGGAAAGCUUUGAUCUCCAAUUACUUGAAGCUUGUUGUCUCUAUGGAUAAUUCUCCAUCCCGUCAGAAGUGUACAGAAGUCAAAAUGGAGCCUUAUUUUGACACUUGCUACAACCAAAGCAACACUAAUACAAUGUGCGACCUAGCGAAUGCACUACUCUAUUGUCAGACUGAUUUUGCGGAUACGACACAUAAUGUUAAAGCUAACUUAUGUACAGCUGACACUUAUGGAAAUUAUAUAGACAAAAAAAGAUACAAGACUAUAAGGAAGUGGAAACGAAUUGAGAAAGAUAGACCAUCCAAUAAUAUGGAAGAUUUUUUCAUAUUGAAACUCUUGUCCUUUAAUAUCUUGGCACAAAAUCUGUUGGAAGAUCACUCGUAUCUAUACAAUCAUAACAAGAAAGCUUUAAGUUGGAAAACACGAAAAUCCCUUGUGAUACAAGAAAUAUUCGAGGCGGAGGCAAAUAUAAUAUGCCUUCAGGAAAUGCAGGAGGAACAUCUGCUAGAUUUCGUGGCUCCAUUCAAACAGCAUGGAUAUGAAUAUCUGUAUAAAAAAAGAACCAAUGACAAGAAGGAUGGCUUACUUUUAUUAUAUCGCUCCAAUGAAUUUAUUUUGUUAGAUUAUGCAAAGGUAGAAUUAUAUCAACCCGGAAUCGAGAUUCUAAAUAGAGAUAACGUUGGUAUAAUCGCUAAACUAGCCCUCAAAGACAAUCCGGAAGCGCAAAUCGUUAUAGCUACUACUCACUUGUUAUAUAAUCCGAAACGCAACGACGUACGAUUGGCGCAGAUACAGCUUUUGUUAGCGGAAAUAGAACGGAUUGCAUUCAUCGAGAACACAACAAUGGGCCCGAAGUAUUUACCAAUUAUACUCGCAGGCGACUUCAAUUUGGAGCCAUUCACGGGCGUUUAUAAGUUCCUAACAAAAGGUUCAUUUAAGUAUUAUGGAAAAGGACGAAGUUUAGAGCCGUCUCGAUAUCGUUCUCUGUCCAAUUCAUUAAUACCACCGCGAUUAUGCGUUACCGAUAACUGUCAACACUUUAAUAUCCUGACUCAAAGAUUGCAAAGAGAAGGCACCGGUAAAGUUAUGCUGGAAAACAGCGAAUCAUGUCUUCAAAAACUAGAUAUGCUCACACCUUGUAAUACGAAUGUGUUACAACAGAGCGCAAACAGUGAUACCGAUUGCACGCAAGUUAUCGAGAUUGUGAAAGGUCAUUCCGCGAGAUUCUCGUCCGGUACUUUAACGCAUCCCUUUGACAUGCGUAGCAUUUAUACGCAUGUAGGCGCUCAUGGUGAGAAAGAAGCAACGACACAUCAGGACGAGUGGAUUACAGUGGAUUAUAUAUUCUACAGUAACGUCCAGCCUUUAGAGAAAUACGUUCUACCUACAGUAAGUCAAUGUGCCGAACUAACCCGAAUACCAAAUUUUGUAGUAGGCAGUGAUCAUUUAUGCUUAGGUGCAACCUUUCAGUUACCGAAAAAGAAAUCUCUACUUUAAAAUUAGAUAACAGCUUCUCAUGUAUAUUAUCUUCUCAAUGUAUUAAAAUUAAAUAUUUUAAUAGAA